Messenger RNA from Trypanosoma rangeli, 678 nucleotides. RefSeq lists its product as uncharacterized. Lineage: Eukaryota; Euglenozoa; Kinetoplastea; Trypanosomatida; Trypanosomatidae. The record is from RefSeq and is a predicted model, not a curated record. The transcript has a single exon. Bases 1 to 678 code for a protein of 225 amino acids.
AUGCUGCAGCGUUCCUUUCUGCGGGGUAUGUGGCUUGGCGGUACAGCGUCCAUUGCGGCGCUUGGCCACGACACGCGUCCCUCUACAGGAAAAUACAUCAAUGUUUUGCCCCCCACGGACAUUGCCAAGAGCAUCGCCGCUGGAGCAAUGCCACCGGAGGCGAACGUGGCAGCUGUGAGGCCCGUGCCGGGCAUGUACUACGGCAGGUGGAAUCGGGCCUUGCGUAGCGAAGUCUACGACGAGUUACUGAAGCUUCCGUUACGAUACAAACUCCAUGAUUUUUCCAAGAUUUGUCCGCAGCCCUCAUCGUCGUCGUCGCUGUCGUCGCCACAACAGCCGUAUCGAAAAGUAGGAGUGAUUGGCAGGGAGUCUGCUGUGGGUUACAACCCGCCGCUUGGCCCAGCAGACCCACUUGACACAAUUCCCUUCUUUGUGCAUCGUAACAGCAAUGGCUUCUUGCCAGGGAAGGUGUAUUCAAUGAAUGCACGAAAUCUAAUGCCUGCUUUUUUUUUGCGCAUCCAACAGGUGGAGGGCGACGUCUUCCGAUUUGAGGAAGAGCUGCUAAAGAUAUUUCCAACAAAAAAGAUAUUUGUGCGCAGUCACAGCAUCUACGUCUACAACGUGGGGAUGGACGGUCGGAUGAUCCUGCAUCAUUGGCUCCUCGGCCUGGGCUUUUGA